Messenger RNA from Aspergillus ibericus CBS 121593, 2172 nucleotides. It is a transcript of the gene cp1, whose product is annotated as putative carboxypeptidase S1. Gene Ontology annotation, cellular component: fungal-type vacuole. NCBI's taxonomy places the organism in Eukaryota, Fungi, Ascomycota, Eurotiomycetes, Eurotiales, Aspergillaceae. Gene Ontology annotation, biological process: proteolysis. Gene Ontology annotation, molecular function: serine-type carboxypeptidase activity. The record is from RefSeq and is a predicted model, not a curated record. The transcript has 2 exons. Bases 179 to 1996 code for a protein of 605 amino acids.
CGCAGGGAUGAUCGAGAGUCGAUUAUGUAUCGUGACACGGCGAUUAGCCGGGGCUUAGCGUUGUCCGAUAGGCCAUGGCGUUAUCAGAAGCUAGUGUACACCACCCAGGCCGCCAUAUUUAACUAAGUCCUUCGGCUUUGUUUGUUCCCAGAACAAAGAAAGUUCCCCGCGACUGGUCAUGCCUUUCCUUGCAACUGUGGUGGCCGUGUUGGCCGGGGCUGGGGCUGUCGCGGGCCAGUAUUUCCCGCCCACGCCGGGGGGAUUGAAAGUCGUGCAUUCGAAGCAUUACGAGGGGGUGACGAUUUCCUACAAAGAGCCCGGCAUCUGCGAAACCACGCCCGGGGUCAAAUCCUACUCGGGCUACGUGCAUCUUCCCCCCGGAACCCUCAAUGCCCUCGGCAUCGCCCAGGAUUAUCCCAUCAACACCUUUUUCUGGUUCUUCGAGUCGCGGAAUAAUCCUCACAAUGCACCACUAUCCAUCUGGAUGAAUGGCGGCCCCGGCGGAUCCUCCAUGAUCGGCCUGCUGCAGGAGAACGGUCCCUGCGUGGUGAACCCGGACUCGAACUCCACCGAAUCGAACCCCUACUCGUGGAAUAACUAUGCCAAUAUGCUGUACAUCGAUCAGCCGAACCAGGUCGGGUUCAGCUAUGAUGUGCCUACCAAUGGCACGUAUGACCAGCUCACGGAGGUGUUGAAUGUCGCGUCCUGGGAGGACGACGUCGUGCCGGAGCAGAAUAAUACGUUCUAUGUGGGUACAUUCCCCAGUCAGGAAGUGCAAGCUACUACGAAUAGUACGGGGAAUUCGGCGCGCGCGCUGUGGCUGUUCGCGCAGACGUGGUUCGCUGAGUUUCCUGAGUAUCGGCCGCUUGAUGACCGGGUGAGUCUCUGGACGGAGUCGUAUGGGGGGAGGUAUGGACCGGCGUUUACGGCUUUUUUUCAGGAGCAGAAUGAGAGGAUUGAUGAGGGGACGGUGGAAGGACAUGCGAUUCAUUUGGAUACGUUGGGGAUUAUUAAUGGGUGUGUGGAUCUGUUGAUUCAGAUGCCGUCGUUUCCGAAUAUCGCGUAUAAUAAUACGUAUGGGAUUGAGGGGAUCAAUAAGACGGUGUAUGAGAAGGCGAUGCAUGACUGGAGCAAGCCUGGUGGGUGCCGGGAUAUGAUUCUGGAGUGUCGAGAGGUGGAAGCAGUGGGCGAUCCCUUGAUGUAUGGGGAUAAUGAGACGGUGAAUCGCAUCUGCGAGGAUGCGUCCCGAUACUGUCUGGAUGAGAUCAAGGGUCCGUUUACGAAUUUCUCGGGCCGGGGAUACUAUGAUUUCGCGCAUUUCAACCCCGACUCGUUCCUCCUCCCAUACUACGUGGGAUAUCUGAAUCAGCCCUGGGUGCAGAGCGCGCUGGGGGUUCCGAUCAACUUCACCAUGUCGGCGGAGAAUGUCUACGCGAGUUUCCAUACCACCGGCGAUUACCCUCGCUCGGAUCUCCGUGGUCUGGUGGGCGAUCUCGGCUACUUGCUGGACUCGGGCAUCAAGGUGGCUCUGGUGUAUGGGGACCGGGACUACGCGUGUCCGUGGAACGGGGGCGAGGAUGUCAGUUUGCAGGUGGAUUAUGUGGACCAGGAGAAGUUCCGGGCUGCUGGGUACGCCGAGGUGCAGACGAAUGCCUCGUAUGUUGGGGGCAUGGUGCGGCAGUAUGGGAACUUUUCGUUCACGCGCGUCUUCCAGGCGGGCCACGAGGUGCCGUUCUAUCAGCCCCAGACGGCGUAUGAGAUCUUUAAUCGGGUCCAGUUUAAUCGGGAUCUGGCGACGGGGAGGAUCAACACGGCCCGCAAUGGGAGCUAUGCCAGUGAGGGGCCGUCGUCGACGUGGAAUGUUACCAACGAGGUGCCGGAGAGUCCCGCGCCGACGUGUUAUUUGUUGACCAUGGAGAGUACUUGUACGGAGGAGCAGCGGGAGGCUGUGGUGAAUGGGACUGCGGUGGUGAAGGAUUGGAUUGUGGUGGAAUGAUGCGAGUAUCACGGAAAAGGCCAUGGAUCAAAUGGUAGACGACGGUCACAUGACAGAUGACAUCUUUGAUAGCUUCAAGUUGUCGCGAGAUACCGUGCGACCACCAGUCAGCAUGCAUUAGACUAUAUAUCAGGUGAUGUCAGGCGCAUCUCCUGUAAAUUGGACUUUCACUCUAC